AUGUUGGUCUCCUUCUUUCAGACUUUCCUAUAUAAGGCACUUCGUACCACGCUGGCCUCUUGCCAGGAUGUUGCCUACGUGAAAUCCCAGCUCCAGAAAUUUCUGAAGGACACAGAUUACAUGGACGCUUCGGAGAGAGAGCAAGUCGUGAGCAUCCUGGCUUUCUCAGCCAAGGGCCACCUGGACCUCACCCUGAGCACCCUGGAGGACUUUGGUGCUGCCAUAAGUAAAGUGCAGGUGUCUGGGAUCAUCAGCCUCCUGCAGGACUUUCACCAGGGGAGAAGAGGCAGGACCCACAGGGCCUUGAUCCUGGCCUACAGCCAAAUAGCUGUGCAUGCCCCCCAAACACAGCUGCUCCCCCGCGUGGAGUGUGACAUCACCAGGAGGGUCCUGCAGCACUACAUGAGCAGCUGCCAGGUGCUUGGCAUCACCAUCCUCAAUAAGGACCUGGACUUAAAGCUGACCCUCAUCCAGUCAGUCACUGAGAUCAGCCGUGCCAUCCAGGACGCUGAUGGCUCCCAGAGCUUCCAGUUCAUGUACAAAGAGGAGCUGCUGGGGUACAUGCUGGACUUCAUAAAAGAGGAACCGAUGGAUUCCCUGGCCUCUCCUGUUCGCCUCACGGCCAUGCUUGCCAUUAAGCACCUGAGCAAGGUGAAACCCUCCCUGAAUCGGGAUGCAAACAGAAGCCUGCUUGAAACCUGCCUCAGGUGCCUGGUACCUCUCCCAGCUGUGCAGCACCUGACACAGGAGGGGGAGACAGCUCAGGACUCAUUGCAAAUACAGUCCUUGCACGAGUUGUCCAUGCAGGCCUUGGGCGAGCUCAUGAGAGGCCUCCUUGAAGAAGACCCCACUGAGAGCUGGGUCAUGGAGAUGUUCCACCUGCAAGAGCCCUUCAGAAAAACUGGGUUCCUGCUGGGGCUGCUGGCGCCCUACACCUGCGCCUCUCUCGCCACAUCCCGGCUGUGGGCUGCUGACUGCGUUGCCUGCCUCCUCCCCAUACAAGCCAAGGUACUGUAUCAGACGUCAUUACGGCCCUCUUUCCUCCUUAUUUUUAUUCCAGAUCAGUCCAUGGGCAUGGAUGCAGCGGAGGAGGAGCUGAGGGGUAUCCGGGAGGAGCUGAAAGCCUCCACCCCCGAGACUGUGCUUGCCGCAUCCUCCCGCAUGGCCAAGGUCCUUGGGAAAUAUUUUCCAUCAAGCCAGACCCAUGAGUUCAUGGAGACCCUGCUGAAUGGCAUGCUGAGAGCCAGCCCCACAUGUGCCACAGCAGGAGGACAUUGGCUCCUCAGCAUCAUCAAGGAGUAUGGAGAGGCCCUGCUGGAGGAGGUGCCGGACAUCCUGGGCACCAUAACAAUGCACAUGCCCACAAUGCAGGAAGGGCGCAGGAAGAGCUGCCUGCUGGAAGCUGUGGCCAGUCUAGCAGGCUUCCACGUAGAGGCCGUCACCAGCAGCCUGCUUUGUAGACCUCUGCCCAUGGACAGUGACACCUCUGAAUUGUGGCGGGCGGUGGGUGGAGGCGAUGAUUUCUCCGUCCACGUGCUGCAUUUUCUCCUCACCAAGCUGGACCAUCGGGCUGAGACGGAGAGCAGCUCGCUCACCGCAGCAUUUGAGCCACUGGCAGCAACCUGUGCUGCCUUGGAAAUCAUCAGCACCCUGCAGUGUGGCCAAGUGCUGAGGGACAUGCUCCCAGCCAUGCUGCGUGCUCUUGUGGAGCACACAAGCCACACCGUGGGGCAAAAAAUGCCAGCGCCCAGCGGGAGCCUGAGCAGCAUAACGGAUGGCCAAGUCCACGUAGUGGGCAACCCUUGCAGGCUUUCCAUGGAGGCCCUGGCCUGCGCCAUUUCGAAGGGCGUAGGGGAAAGUGUGGCCGCAUCCCUGUGCAAGGAGGGAACGUGGCCCUUGCUCGAGUGCCCAGAGACACACCACGAGGGGGUGUGCCAGCUGGCCAGGGCUCUGCUGCUGUCGGGCAUGGUAACGCCCAGUUUUAUCAAGGAGAUCCUCAAAUGGGUGCGGGCUGCGUCACCAAAGCUGAGGCUCACAGGGACAGCCUUCCUCAGCCAGUGCAUCCUCUAUAAGCACCCAGCAUCCCAGGAAGACGCUGCUCUCAACCAAGCAGUGCCCCCAUCUACUCGCAUCGGCACCACCUCUCCCGCUCACACUAGGCCCCUGUCUUGA
Molecule: messenger RNA, 2172 nt
Organism: Alligator mississippiensis (American alligator)
Lineage: Eukaryota; Metazoa; Chordata; Crocodylia; Alligatoridae
Product: maestro heat-like repeat-containing protein family member 2B
Exons: 17
Coding region: 1-2172 (723 amino acids)
Cellular component (GO): cytoplasm
Source: RefSeq, a predicted model, not a curated record